Molecule: messenger RNA, 994 nt
Organism: Coregonus clupeaformis (lake whitefish)
Lineage: Eukaryota; Metazoa; Chordata; Actinopteri; Salmoniformes; Salmonidae
Exons: 5
Coding region: 248-994 (248 amino acids)
Source: RefSeq, a predicted model, not a curated record
AAAGUUGGUAGGCGGAACCUAACGCCUGAUUGGUUACCCUCUGCAUCAAGCCAAGACAAAUCAAUUCCGGAUAAUGGAUUGAUGCAGAGCUACUGAACACAUUCCAAUACACUGGGUGGCGCUAUUCACCUCUACGUUGGUUUAGUUACACGGUUAAACAGAACUUUCAUUGCAACGGCUAAAAAUCAAGAGAAGACUCGGUCCUGCUAGCCCCAAUGUUGAGACGCUGUGUGAGGUGCAGGACAAAAUGUCUAAAAGUUGCCCGGAGCUGCUGAGAGAAGCAGCGAAUUUGAUUGAGGAAGCUCUGAGCAGAAGUCCAACGGCUCCCGCGGCACCGGUGACUCCGGCAGCUCAGUCACAGCAGAUACCGGCCGCUCAAUCACGUACACCUGUCCAAGCGGAGGUAGCAAGGCUCUUUGCGCCAUAUAACAUUGGAGCCAGAAGGAAUAUGACGAGACGACCAGCACAAGUCCAAGUUAGCCGAAGAAGCUACACACACACUGUCUGUUGUUUGGCUGACCACAAUGCGGAUAAAAUUCCAAGCGUACUGUUUAAAGCUGAACUUCUUACUUCAGGACUUGGAGAGCAAAAAGUAACAUUUUCAGGGAAUGACCACGAUCCCAUGGUUAUAACAAAUAAACUGAUGGAAGUGUUUCCGAAGCUCCAACAAGGGGGAGGCUUUGAAUUUCUAAAACUUGUAGGAUCUACUCGCAGUCGAAAUCUUGCGUUGCUUCAGUGUCCCAGCACUGGAUACACCCUUGCCUAUCUGAAAGAUCCAUCGACGAUGAUUGGACAGGCUACAAUCUACAUACGUCCACUUCAACAGGAUCUACCCUUAGAUUGUGAGAGCUCACGUCCUGCCUCUGGUCCAGUCAUCCCCUGCAUCACUUGUCAGAAGGAAGUUCCCUUUUCAGAGAUGAAGCUGCACAGAUUGAGCUGCAAUGGGACACCCAUGCAGGAAUCAGAAAGAGAACAAGAGGGGAGGCCAAAGUGA